Xyrauchen texanus (razorback sucker) is the source of this 1509-nucleotide messenger RNA. Its product is annotated as cell death-inducing p53-target protein 1 homolog. Gene Ontology annotation, molecular function: zinc ion binding. NCBI's taxonomy places the organism in Eukaryota, Metazoa, Chordata, Actinopteri, Cypriniformes, Catostomidae. The coding region runs from base 596 to 1033 and encodes 145 amino acids. The transcript has 5 exons. The record is from RefSeq and is a predicted model, not a curated record.
AUUUUUACACUAUUUUAUAAAAAAAAUAAUUGUAUUUUAUAUUCUAUAAAUUAUUAAAUUUUUAUGUUUAUUUACCGUGUAAAAUCACAUUUUAUGGUUCUUGUAUUUAGACCCACAUUUAUGAUUGCACACCUGUUGUUUCCUGAAAAAAUGUACUUUAAAUAUUUUUAGUAAAGUAACAUUUCAGGCUAUUUAGCUUCAUCAGGUGUCUAUUUGUGUAAAUGAUAUCUGAAUCAUGAGUCUGAGGAUCGGUUAUAUUGCGACAUUAUCAGCAAAGAUUAUAUCCCAAAAAUACUGAUAUCUCUCCGUCUGUUUCUUUAUUGUCAUGGAAAACUGCUGGGGCAUUUAGUUCACUGGCUGUAAUUAAACAAGUUAAAGAUAACAUAUCCCACACUGUCAGUGUCACAGUUAUCUUCCCCAUAAUUAUAUGUCAUAGUUUUAUGCCCACAUUUAUGACUGUCUGCCUUCCUCAUUGACCAACAUCAUUGACCUCAUCAGUCCUCAAACACACCCUCUCUCUCUCACAGUCCUCUCACUAGCAAACAAGGAACAAACUACACAGACACAGAAUCCAGGAUCUCACAGGUGUUUGAUCAUGGACAAAGAACCCAAUCCACCUCCAUAUCCUGGUCCUCAGGCACAACCAGCAGACAUGAACUACCCCGGAGAGCCGGCAGACUACCCACCUCAAGCAGAUCAGUCAACUUUACUUUACCCUCCACCACCACCAUAUGGGUUUGGCGCUCCGCCCAUCACAGUCCAGCCCACUGUUGUUCCUGUAGUUACGCAUAUGGUAAUGGUGACUUCACUCACCAAUGUACCGGGUCAUAUUACCUGUCCGCAUUGCCUGCAAGAUGUCAUCACGGAAACUGAAUACCUGAGUGGUUUACUCACCUGGUUAAUCUGUGGAACUCUUGCUCUCUUUGUGUGCUGGCUAUGUUGUUGCAUUCCGUUCUGUGUGGACGCAGGUAAGGAUGUGAAGCACAGCUGUCCAAACUGCAAGAAAGUCAUUCACAUUUACAAGCGUGUGUAACUCCUGCACCAGAGAACGUGGAGGAACAGCAAAGACUUUCCAAGACAUGCAACCUUAUUGUGAACAUGUGGCGGAUACGGUUCGAAGCGAUGCGAAGAAUGAUAGAAUGUAUGCUAUGUAAUGUAUACGAACUAAUUUGAUUAACUUCUUGUAACUUUUUCACUCUUUAAAUAUUUUUCUUAUGCCAUCUUAAUAUGAAGAGAAAUGUAUAUGUAAGCCAUGCAUAGUUUAAGGUCUGAAAACACGUGUCUCUAUGGCGCACUCUGUGUGUUUUGAGGGUCCCGUCCAUCCUGACGCAACCAAUGGCGAGUUUGGGGCGGGACUAAGUUAGCUCAACCAAUGGGAGAAGAAGGGUGUGUUCAGAAAGCUGUUUGAAAUCAAUGUUAUUUUUCACAAUUCUGCGCAUAAAUUAGCUUCACUUUCAUUGUAAAUUUAUUAUUUUUUGGUACUAUGUGAAUAAAAUACCUUUUGUUUUA